Populus euphratica (Euphrates poplar) is the source of this 1056-nucleotide messenger RNA. RefSeq names its product coiled-coil domain-containing protein 25-like. The transcript is spliced from 7 exons. Bases 43 to 690 code for a protein of 215 amino acids. The record is from RefSeq and is a predicted model, not a curated record. Lineage: Eukaryota; Viridiplantae; Streptophyta; Magnoliopsida; Malpighiales; Salicaceae.
AAAAAAAGUGUUCCUUUUAAUUUUUUGAAAUAAAAAAGAGAGAUGGUGUUCUACUUCAAAGCCAGACCAGAGGCAGGAGAUUACACUAUUUUUAUGGGUCUCGACAAGUACGAGAACGAGGAGCUUAUCAAAUAUGGUUUCCCUGAAGACAUCUGGUUUCACGUGGACAAAAUGUCUUCUGCCCAUGUGUAUGUAAGGCUGCAUAAAGGUCAGACCAUUGAUGAUAUAAGUGAAGGUGUGCUUGAGGAUUGUGUGCAGCUUGUUAAAGCAAAUUCGAUUCAAGGCAACAAGGUGAACAACAUUGAUGUUGUUUACACUCCUUGGGCCAAUUUGAAGAAAACUGCUUCCAUGGAUGUUGGUCAAGUUGGCUUCCACAAUUCAAAGAUGGUUCGAACUGUGAGAGUGGAGAAGCGGCUAAAUGAGGUAGUUAAUAGAUUGAACAAAACAAAGGUAGAAAGAAAACCUGAUUUGAAAGCUGAGAGAGAAACAGUCAAUGCAGCAGAAAGAGCAGAGAGAAAGCUUCUUCUGAGAGAUAAAAAACGACGAGAGGAAAUGGAAAGGCUUGAAAAGGAGAGACAGACAGAGAUAAGGAGCUACAAGGGUUUGAUGGUGGCUGAAAAAAUGACAUCCAAUAAACAAAUAGCAUCUGAAAACAAGUCCUUGCAGGAGCUGGAAGACGACUUUAUGUAAAGCAAUGGUAUUCAGGGGUUCUGCUGAACCUGCUGCUCCUUGAAGAUGCGGGUUUGUUAUUCAAUUUGUGACUUCAAGCAUUAUAUGAAUAAACUUAGAAAAUUUCGAAAGGUACAUGUAAUGCCAGGCGAAGGGGGAGGAGAUCAUUGGGUUGGGGAGUUACUUGUCUGCUGUAAGUUAUACUCUGGUGACAGUGACAAUGACAAACAUGGUCAAAAUUGAAUUGUGAUUAAUGUGUGAUAGACAUCGUUUAUCAUAGACGAUAGUUUAUCAAUCUUGCUAUUUAGUUUCUGCAACAAGGUUUAUUGAAGCUUGUUUGGUCACGCACAUUUGCAAUUGCUAAUAUGAAAAUUUGGUUUUAGUCCU